AUGUUUCAUAAAGUUGUACAACUAUCAUUCAAUUCAAGAACUAGCUUAUUUCUAUUCAACCAAAAAAAGGUUAAUUACAUUGCUUCACUAAAUAAAUCGAGCAUUGCUACCUUUUCUACUUUUAGAAAUUCGUUAGAUAAUAAUAAUAGCAUUAAUAAGAACAUUAAUAAUAGUAGUAAUAUUGUUGAUCAACAUCAUUAUAAAAGUAAUAAUUUAAGUUUUAAUAUUAAAAGAACAAUGUCUACCGCUUCUAAUAGUACAGCUGGUGUUGUUGCCGAAGGAACAACUAUUUUCAAGGGACACGAUCAAAUUCAAAUCGAUUUGAUGAAGGAGGAAUGUAUUGUUGUCGAUAGAGACGAUAAACCAUUGCGUCCCGGCAGCAAGAAGGAGUGUCACUUGAUGGAGAACAUCAGCAAGGGAUUGUUGCAUCGUGCAUUCUCAAUCUUUUUGUUCAACGAAGAGGGCAAGUUGCUCUUGCAACGUCGUGCACUCGAGAAGAUUACAUUCCCAGGUUACUGGACCAACACUGUCUGCUCACAUCCGCUGUGGCUCGAGAACGAGUUGAUCGAAGAGGAUGCCAAAGGUGUUCGUAUCGCUGCACAACGUAAACUCAAACACGAACUCGGUGUUCCAUUCGAACAAGCACCAAUCGACGCAUUCACCUUUAUGACCAAGAUCAUCUACGUCUCACCAUCAGUUGAAGACGCACAAUGGGGAGAACAUGAAAUUGAUCAUAUUGUUGUUAUAAAGAGAAAGAUUGAUGUUACACCGGAACCAAAUGAAGUUAUGGAUUAUAAAUAUGUUUCAUGGGAGGAGUUGCAGGAGAUGUUUGCUGCAGCCGAUAGAAAAGAGAUUAAACUUACACCAUGGUUUAGAUUGAUCGCUGAAAAUCAUCUCGAGAAAUGGUGGAAAGAUUUGGACAACGUAAAACAACAUGUUGAACCAUCUGAUAAGAUUCAUAGAUACUGUGAAUGUUAA
Messenger RNA from Heterostelium album PN500, 978 nucleotides. RefSeq names its product isopentenyl-diphosphate D-isomerase (gene ipi). The record is from RefSeq and is a predicted model, not a curated record. Lineage: Eukaryota; Evosea; Eumycetozoa; Acytosteliales; Acytosteliaceae. Gene Ontology annotation, biological process: isoprenoid biosynthetic process; isopentenyl diphosphate biosynthetic process. Bases 1 to 978 code for a protein of 325 amino acids. Gene Ontology annotation, molecular function: isopentenyl-diphosphate delta-isomerase activity. The transcript has 2 exons. Gene Ontology annotation, cellular component: cytoplasm.